GGGGCUGCCCCGUGCUGAAGGGGGGAUGUGGAAGCUUCACAGCGAUGGGGACACGGCGGUGUCACCCCACAGCCACCCCAGCACCUUUCCUUGUCACCAGGGUGUCCCCAGGCUGUGUCUCCUUCUCCGUGUGCCGGGCCCGUCCCUCACAGCCGGGCUGCGAUGGCGGCCAGCCGUGCGCUGAGCAGUGCCCUGCGCCUCCUGGCCCGGUCCCGGCCGCCGCUCUCUGCCUGCACCCGCAGCAAUUCCAACCGUGCGGCCAUCGGGCACCUGCAGCGGCAGCGCUACGGCCGCCUGUACCCGCUGCUGCUCGUCAGCACCGACGGCUCCACCGUCCGCCUGCGCUACGGAGAGCCCAAGAGGAUCCUCAUGAUGCCCCUGGACAGCAACACGCUGCCCGAAGCCGAGCGCAAGGCUCGUCUGCGCCGGCAAUUCCCCAGCAAACCUAAGGCCAAGGAGGAGGAAACCUUCGAGGGCAUCGACCUGGACACCUACAAGAAGUUCUGGAAGAAGUGAAGCACUGAAAGCAGAAGUGUUUAAAUGUAUAAAUAAAUGUAUCAAUAAAUGUAUAAAUAAGUACAAGUCCA
Agelaius phoeniceus (red-winged blackbird) is the source of this 587-nucleotide messenger RNA. RefSeq names its product mitochondrial ribosomal protein L55 (gene MRPL55). The record is from RefSeq and is a predicted model, not a curated record. NCBI's taxonomy places the organism in Eukaryota, Metazoa, Chordata, Aves, Passeriformes, Icteridae. Gene Ontology annotation, molecular function: structural constituent of ribosome. Gene Ontology annotation, biological process: translation. Gene Ontology annotation, cellular component: mitochondrial large ribosomal subunit.